GACACAGAAAACAAUAAUCAUCAGCAUCAUCAUCAUCGAUGGUAAUUCUAGCUGAUAGCUCUUCCCCAUAUCUUUGCAAUCAAUAAAUCCUUUCCCUCCUUUUCUUCUCGUCGAUCCCACCAUUGUUUCUUGUUAGUGAAAUUAAUAGAGCGAUUAAUUAAAAAUUGAAGAAGAAGAAGAAGAAGUUGAUAUAUAUAGAGCUAGAUGGGUGGUGGCAUCCGUGCUUUAGCAGUACCGGUGGUGUACUGGUGGCUCUCCGUUAGCUUGCUAUUAUGGGUGGCCUUCCCCUACCCGGCGGCGGCGCAGCUCCGGCGGAACUACUACGCCAACGUCUGCCCCAACGUCGAAUCCAUCGUCCGCGGAGUUGUCCGGACCAAAAUCCAACAGACCUUCGUCACCAUUCCGGGCACUCUCCGUCUCUUCUUCCACGAUUGCUUCGUCCAGGGUUGUGAUGCGUCGAUAAUUAUUGCUUCAACCGGAAACAACAAGGCGGAGAAGGAUAACCCGGAUAAUCUGUCAUUGGCCGGCGACGGAUUCGACACCGUUAUAAAGGCAAAAGCCGCCGUCGACGCCGUGCCCCGUUGCCGGAAUAAGGUUUCCUGCGCCGAUAUUCUCGCCAUGGCCACCCGCGAUGUCAUUGCAUUGUCUGGUGGACCGUCGUACGCGGUUGAGCUCGGAAGAUUGGACGGGCUAAGCUCAACAGCUGCGAGUGUGAACGGGAGGCUGCCCCAGCCAACCUUCAAUUUGAAUCGGCUCAACUCCCUGUUUGCUGCUCACGGCCUCUCCCAAGCAGACAUGAUUGCUCUCUCAGGGGCACACACCGUAGGAUUCUCACAUUGCGGCAAGUUCGCGAACCGGAUCUACAACUUCAGCCGUGUAAGUUCGGUGGACCCGGCGCUGAACCAGGGGUACGCGGCUCAGCUGCAGUCGAUGUGCCCGAAGAACGUGGACCCGAGGAUAGCCAUCAACAUGGACCCAAACACUCCUCAAGUCUUCGAUAACAUGUACUACAAGAACCUACAGCAAGGAAAGGGCUUGUUCACCUCGGACCAAGUCCUAUUCUCGGACCGCCGGUCCAGGCCCACUGUAAAUGCGUGGGCCAGCAACUCGGACGCCUUUAACAAUGCCUUCGUUGCGGCAAUGACCAAGCUGGGCCGGGUCGGAGUCAAGACCGGAAGGAACGGCAACAUUCGCCGCGACUGCUCUGCUUUCAAUUAAAAAAUAAAAAUAAAAUUUAUUUAUAAUAAUAAUAAUAAUAAUAAUAAUAAUGUUUUCGAUUCUUAACUCAAAAUAUGAAUAGAGAUUUUGUUGGGGUUGAGAUGAGACUACGUGAAAAAUAUUUGAAUAUUUAUUUGUUUUUUUUAUAAGAAAUUUCUGACUAAGAUUGUGAUUUAAAUAAUGCAAUUAUGCAAAUCAGUCCACAAGGGCUUGUCUGUAAUUAUGCAAUUGAAUCGAAUAAUUCAUUUGAUUCA
Messenger RNA from Malania oleifera, 1472 nucleotides. Its product is annotated as peroxidase 51-like. Lineage: Eukaryota; Viridiplantae; Streptophyta; Magnoliopsida; Santalales; Ximeniaceae. The record is from RefSeq and is a predicted model, not a curated record. Gene Ontology annotation, molecular function: heme binding; peroxidase activity. The transcript is spliced from 4 exons. Gene Ontology annotation, biological process: hydrogen peroxide catabolic process; response to oxidative stress. Bases 205 to 1218 code for a protein of 337 amino acids.